AUGACCGCAAACAACGUUCACCAAAAGGGCGUUGAUGAGACGGCGAGAUUAUUAGGUGGAAAUUUUGAUGAUAAUGAUAACAAAAGUCUUCAUGACAACACAUAUUAUCAUUCACAGCCACUACCAACAUCCACUAUUUCAUUUUUACCGCUUCCGCUCCCACAACAACCAAAAGAAUUUGUAGCAUUUUUAUUAUUAAACACUGAAUUUCCUUCUUAUCAUGAAGAAAUAAAGUGGCAAGAAGAUGCUACGAGAAUAAAUUCAAUAGCAUACUUUAUUUAUCAAAAACAAUAUAUCGAUUAUCUUGAGCAGCAAAAGAUAAAAAUAACAACAAAUAUUCAGGAAACAAUAAAAACAGAGUGGGAAAAAGAAAGCAAAAGUGCAAAAGAUAGUUAUUUUGCUUUUUCAUCCGAAUGUGAGAUUUUGUAUUUAAAGGCAAAGAAUGAACGCAAAUCUGUCCAAUUACAAGCUUUGCAGGAAGAUAGGCAGUUACAGACGGCCUGUCCCACAUCCAGUAGUCCUCAAUUUAACUCAAUAAUAGAUAAUUUUUUUCCCCCCAUGUCAUCGAUACAACCUAGACCACCUCCAAGAAAUCAUUAUGACGAUGACACAUUACCUGAGGAUAUGGGUCCUUCCUUAUUUUAG
Molecule: messenger RNA, 645 nt
Organism: Diversispora eburnea
Lineage: Eukaryota; Fungi; Glomeromycota; Glomeromycetes; Diversisporales; Diversisporaceae
Source: the annotation of a GenBank genome assembly